This is a messenger RNA of Exserohilum turcica Et28A, 1379 nucleotides long. RefSeq lists its product as uncharacterized. NCBI's taxonomy places the organism in Eukaryota, Fungi, Ascomycota, Dothideomycetes, Pleosporales, Pleosporaceae. The record is from RefSeq and is a predicted model, not a curated record. The transcript is spliced from 2 exons. The coding region runs from base 89 to 1051 and encodes 320 amino acids.
CGCUGAGGUAGCAUUUCGACAUUUAAGAUGCAAGUAGGUAUCGCACUCGACCCACCUCUGCGUGUAGACGGUAGCUAUCGCCUUGAACAUGACCUUCCACCCUGACUCUCUCCCUGAUCUGAAGGGCAAGGUAUUCAUAGUCACAGGAGGGAAUGCUGGCAUCGGCUACUACACAGUAGCACAUCUUGCCAGACAUGGCGCCCAUGUGUACAUGUGCGCUCGGAACCCGAAAAAGGGCACCGACGCCAUUGCCAGAAUCAAGAAAAUGCAUCCUGAAGCCCAAGUCGACCUCCUUCAGGUUGACCUUAUGGACCUCAGCACCGUCGUCGCGGCUGCAAAGCACUUCCUCACGCUCGAGACAGCGCUGCACGGCCUGGUCAACAACGCAGGCAUCAUGGCAACGCCGUUUGAGAUGACCAAAGACGGCCACGAAGCACAAUGGCAGACCAACUACCUGGCUCACUGGGUGCUUACAGAACACCUACUUCCACUGAUGCUCCAAACCGCCAAAACACUGCCACCGGGAAGCGUGCGUAUCGCCAACCUCAGCUCGUCAGGCCACCUGGGUGCACCCAAGGGCGGCAUCAACUUUGACGACACAGCCAACAAGGACGGUAGCGUAUGGGCCCGCUACGGCCAGAGCAAACUAGCCAACAUCCUCCAAACCAAAACUCUACAUGCCAAGUACGGGCCUGGCUCCCCCAGCGCCCGCAACAACGCCGCCGAAAUCUGGUCAUCAUGCAUUCAUCCAGGCCUCGUGGAGACAAAUCUCGCCGAUGGAGUCAGUUCCUCAGGCUUUGCCAUGCCGAUUAUUUUGUCCGUCUUGCGCAUGAUGGGUCUAAUGUAUUCCCCCGACAAGGGCUCCUACACGAGUUUGUUCUGUGUAGCGAGUCAAGAAAUGAAGGCCGCGGAGAGUGGGGGCUACAUGGAGAUUUUCAAACGUUGCGGGGAGCCAGGGUGGGUGAGUGGUCCGGCCAAGGAUGCGGAACUUGCGGAAAGGCUAGAUGCAUGGACUAGAGAGAUCAUGGGGAAAGAAGGGUGGGUUGGGUAGUACGUAUACUUAUUCUAUUCUUUCUUGUUCUGUAUCCAGUAUGCUUUAUGCUCAUCCGCCUUGAUAGACCCUUUAAUACACGAACUGUUUCAUCAACCUCGACAGAAAUUCAGAACUUGUUGUUCCAUCAAUUAGCAGCUUUAGACCUAGCCAAGUGAACAGUUCUGACAUGUGCGUGCGAGACAGAACGAACAGACCUUGUGGCAUGGGAAGUGCAUGUGGAUUGUAACAAUAGUGGGAGAUACUCUAGAUAAAGAGUUAGGUCUUGAUACGCAUGUCUGUUUUUACGAAACAUGGAUACACGGUCUUAAUCGACCAUGGACUAAGG